Messenger RNA from Prunus persica (peach), 1051 nucleotides. Its product is annotated as pathogenesis-related protein 1A. The coding region runs from base 1 to 561 and encodes 186 amino acids. The transcript has 3 exons. The record is from RefSeq and is a predicted model, not a curated record. NCBI's taxonomy places the organism in Eukaryota, Viridiplantae, Streptophyta, Magnoliopsida, Rosales, Rosaceae.
AUGGCCCGACCGUCUUGGGCUGGGCUUAGCUUGGGCUUGGGACAAACCUUAAACUUCUCAUAUCAAGAAACAAAAAUAGCGUUCAACAUGAAGCUUCUUUUGGCCAUCUGUUGCGUCGCAUUGGUCUUCACUGUUGUCUCUGCAAACAUUUCCAAAGCAAAGAUCAAUGGCUUCGACGAGGAGCACAACAAGGCUCGUAAAGAGGUCAGCAACAAACCCCUCAAGUGGAACACAACCUUAGGCCAGUAUGCCCAAGAAUAUACCGAGAAAAGAGUUGACGAUUGCGCCAUGGAGCACUCGAUUGGGCGUUGGCGUGAGAACUUGGCCUCUGGCAACGGCAUGAGCAGUGCAGCUGCUACCAAGUAUUGGGUCACCGAGAAGGAGUUCUAUGACGAAAAGUCCAACAAAUGCGUCAAAUACGAAUGUGGUCACUACCUUGCUGUGGUCUGGGGCAAAAUCACCGAGGUCGGAUAUGGCAUUUCAAAGUGCAAGAAUGGACAAAACUACGUAGUUUGCAGCUACAAUCCCAUAUACCAGCCCGAGGACGAGCGCCCCUACUAGAUGAUGUAUGUAUGCUCACGUGCGUGUAACCACACCAACAUUAGGCCUGUUGAGAGGUCCAGUGUUUUUUUUUUUUCUUUUACUGACAUUAGAAAAAUAAAAUGUAACGAAUGUAUACAAAUACUUCCCCACACUCACAACAUUUUUUUACGUGACUAGCACUUGAUAUGGUAUUGUGAGAGGUGACAAGAGUGAAUAAAAAAUGAAAAAGAAUAAGAUUAUUUCAUUUUUGUAAUUUCUAACUGAAAUAUUAUCUCAUUCUCGUUCUUUUUUUUUUUUGUCAAUCUCUCUCGUCUGCCUCUGCAUCACGCCUUUGUCUUUAAUUGACAAAUGGAAUAUCAAAAGGAUGUGAAGUGCAUGUUUGGUAUUCUAUUUGAAUCCAACUUGUGAAACUUUACAAAAAAUAAAAAAUAAAAAAUUAUUUAAGUCCAAAACUCAAAAAAAAAAUUUGGUAGAGACCUAGUUUUGAAAACCUAAACUAAAAAAUAAC